Molecule: messenger RNA, 7058 nt
Organism: Maylandia zebra (zebra mbuna)
Lineage: Eukaryota; Metazoa; Chordata; Actinopteri; Cichliformes; Cichlidae
Source: RefSeq, a predicted model, not a curated record
AACAAUAAAUAAUGUGAGAACAACAUGCGGAGUCCCCGCCUCCCGGGAGGAAGAGAAAAACCCACAGCUCUGCUUUUACGUGCUUUUUCCGGUCUCGCGAAGUCUCGGGUUUUAUCGCGGUGAUUGUUGGUAGCAGCGGAGCUAGCAGAGCGCUAACAGAGAGCUAACGGUCAGAGCGGAGAGAACCUCCGCGAAGCUGCUUCAGAGCCGCGGAAUGAGCUCCUGGUCCCGCCCCUGAGUUUGGCCCCAGCAGGGAGCUGCAGACGGUCACCCCAACAUGGACGUAGACGUUCCGAACCGAUCCCCCGCGGAGGACGGGGAGCUAGAAGACGGAGAGAUCUGCGAUGAUGACACCGAGGAGAGAGCGCCUCCACGGCGGGGGGAUGGGAGCAGGCCCCGUGGCGGUGCUCCUCCUCGGCCGCGAAAGCCGCACAAGCACCCGCACGGCGCGCCGCCGCACUUGGGCCACCCGCCGCCGGACUUCCGCCACCUCAUGCCCUACAGCCUCGGCCCUCACGGCCCAUUCCCGCCCGGCCACCGGCAGCAGUGCGGGCCGAGCGGGCCCGACCGGCCUCCCUCCCCGCCACCGCAGCAGCAGCCUCCCGGGCUCGGCUCUCACGGGGAGCCCGGGCCGCGGUCCAGCUUCUGGGAGCGGAGCCACGGCGCACUGGGACGCUUCCGGCACCGCGGCAUGCCGAACGGAGGCCCCGGGGGCUGGAGCCGGGGCGGCCGGGGGGGCAACAGCAGGCCGCCUCCCGGACGGUACCUGCCCGGAGAGAGCCACAGCUCCCCCGCGAGGAAGCAGAAACCUCUCGGGAGGAACCGGCUCAGGAAGGUGGCUCACGGCGCUCCCAGGCCGGAGAGCAGUGGUGACGAGUCCUUCGAGGAUCUGCUGUCCAAAUACAAACAGAUCCAGAUCGAACUCGAGUGCAUCCGCAAAGAGGAGACGAUGGCCCUGGAGCCACGGACGUCACCAGUCAGGGACGACGUGGUGGAGUGCGUAGCCGCCGCUCUAACGGACACCAAAGCUGAACCGGGCCUGGCUCUGAGUCCGGCAGCAGCCGCGGACGAGGUGUCGGAGCUGGAGAGGAAGAAAGUGUUCCAGGCCUUCAACAUCAAACCGCUUCGUCAGAAACUCCCCACGCCGGCCGACCUGGACGAGCUGCAGAAGAAGUGGGCGAAGCCUGAUGGUGAAGGGGAUCAGCCAAUCACAGAUAACGGAGCAGAAUUGGAAGGAAAAGGUGCCAAAGAAGCAGAAGAGGGGACGCGCGAGAGCGGCGGUGAGGGAGAACAGCGAGCAGAAGGAGGAGAGCCCGCAGACGAGAGGCCGUGUGACCCGUGCAUCAUGGAGGAGCAGGAGAAACCGCCGCCGCCGUGUCCCAGCGAGUCGUCGGCGUCCAGCGAGGACUCUCCAGACAAGGCCACGGAGAAGGUGGUGGUGGUGGAGGAGGAGGAGCUGUCAGAGCUGCAGCUGCGUCUCCUCGCUCUGCAGUCGGCCAGUAAGAAGUGGCAGCAGAAGGAGCAGCAGGUGAUGAGGCGGAGCAAAGAACGCAUCACUAAAGCCACUCAGGAGAAGAGCUCAGGCCCCGGGGCCGCCCCACCCGCCAGGCAGAGGGUCACCACCAGGUCUGCUUCCACUGCCGCAGCCGCCACAGAGAGGACCAGGACCAGGUCCAAACCUCAGGACAGGGACCGCGAGCGAAACAAGACCGGGCCCAGACCUCAGGACAGAGACAGACUCAAGCCGUGUCCUAAAGCCGGACCUAAAGGCCCGCUGGAGAGGGCCCGCCCCCCGGGGAAGGCUCACAUCACCAAGAAGAUCAGCCCAGUUUCGGUGGCAAAGCAGGCGUUCAGGAAGCAGCAGGUGAGGACGUGGAAGCUGCAGCAGCAGAGGGAGCAGGAGGAGAAGCGACGGCAGGAGGAGGAGGAGCGCCGCAAGCGGGAGGACGAGAUCCGGCGAAUACGCGACCUGUCCAACCAGGACGAACAAUAUAACCGCUUCAUGAAACUGGUGGGUGGGAGGAAGAGGACGCGCAGCAAGUCCAGGGACCGGGACCACCGCAAGUCUGCAGGCAAGCCGGGCCUGGACACCUCGGGGAACCUCUACCAGUACGACAACUACGACGAGGUGGCGAUGGACACGGACAGUGAGACGGGCUCGCCAGUCCCGUCGCCAACGCACAGCAACCUGCUGUCUGUGGAGGAGGCGGCGUGCAUCCCUCACCUGUACGGCGCCGACCCCGUUCCUUUCGGAAUGGAAUUCUCGCAGCCCUUCCUCCCCCCACUGCUCUCCGCCAUUCCUCCACCCCCUCCUCCCCUCCCCCCUCCCCCAGAUGAGCUGGAGCCCCCCCCAAAACCUCCAUUUGCUGAUGAAGAGGAGGAGGAGGAGAUGCUCCUCAGGGAGACCUGCCUGAUGUCUAUGGCCAACAAGAGGGUGGUGGUCUCGGAGAAGAGCUCCAGCGCUCCUCCUUCUCCAGGUGGGCCUCCCCCUGCAGACCUUCAGCCUCCACCCAGAGGAAACCUGAGCACGGUCAGUCUGAACACGGUGCCUCAGCCCCGCCCAAACAAGGCCGCCAGAGCACACCUCGCCGCCAGAGCACCGCUUGUGCUGCCCAGACAUAAGACGGUGGUGGUUUCUCUCAACGACUCUGACGACAGCGACUCGGACAUGGACGCCUGCAGCUCAUCGCAGGCGGUGUUUGGCGGCCUGGAGUUCAUGAUCAAAGAGGCCCGAAGGACGGUGGAGGCGGCGAAGCCAAAAGGAGCGUCGGCCUCUGAGAAGGAGAACAACCCGGUCCGAACGCCAGAGGCUCUGCCUGACGCCAAGAAGGCCGAGUACCGCCUACUCAAAGAGGAGAUCGCCAGCAGGGAGAGGCAGAGGAUGAUGAAGGAACAGAGCCCUCGUGGCUCCGCCUCGCCCGCCACUGCAGACUCCAUCGACUCCUCCCUGAAGCCAGCGGUGGAGCUGAAGCUGAGCGAGGCCGAGCUGAAGCUCAGCAAACACAGGGAGCUGCUGCAGAGAGACGAGGCCGUGCUGCGACACCUGCUGCAGCAGGAGCUGAAGAAGAACGAGUCGCUGAAGGCCGCCGAGGCCAAAGUGGCCAAACUGAGGGAGCAGCUGCAGGCGUCGGAGAGGAUCGUCGGCGCCAACAAGACGCUCCUCAGGAAGUUGCGCGAGCAGGUCCACCGGGUGGAGCAGCGGGUCUCCGUGAAGAAGACGGUGGCGGUGCGGUUGGAGCAGGAGCUGGUGCAGGCUCACCUGGCCGCCGGCAGGGCGCCCAAACGGCGAGCGGACUCCAGCCGGCCCGCGCUCAGCAAGUUGCCGCGGCGUGACGCAGCGCCCCGCGGUUCUGAGCGCCACUUUGCCGAGCUCAUCGCUCAGAAGCAACGACUGCAGCAGCUCGAGUCCGAGUACGCGCUGAAGAUCCAGAAGCUGAAGGAGGCGCAGGUGCUGCGAAACAAAGGCGUCCUGCCAGAGCUCCCCGUAGAGCCGCCGUUGCGAUCCGCCACGCCCCCGGACCCUCAGGUCCAGCCGCCGCCGCAGCCCUCGCUGCACGACCUCUCCCAGGACAAGCUGACGCUGGACAGCGAGGACCCCGCGGAGGCCGAGGAUCACGAACCAGAACCUGCGCCCGCUGCUGCGGCCAGAGGCGGCCGUCGCUCCUCCUUCCGUCAGUCCAGCUGCUCCUUCACCAAACCCCACCUGGACGCCACGAGCUCGGCUCCGCCCAAAGACGUCGGCACUGCCGCCAAGCCCGUGAAGGCGCUGCCCAGUGGCUCGACAGGCGUGGAGCUUCCUGCCGAGAUGUUCGCGGGCUGGACGUGGACGCCCUGCAGCGGCUGUACAGACAGAAGACACCUCUGGGAGAUCUGCUGUGAGCGGAGACUGUCAGAGGGGCAGCUGAAGGUGUUUCCGGCUGAGGUGGAGACAGCGGUGAGUUCGUCGGGCGGCUUGGAGCUGAGGCCGCUUCCCUUCGGACCGUACCACAGCCCUCUGCUGGCCUUCAGGUCCUACAGGUUCAGCCCGUACUACAGGACCAAGGAGAAGCUGUCUCUGAGCUCGGUGACGUACAGCAACGCCAUCGAAGCAAAGAAGUGCUUCUGCCGCUUCGACCUCACGGGAACGUGCAACGACGACGGCUGCAGAUGGCAGCACAUGAGGAACUGCACUCUGAGCGGGAACCAGCUCUUCCAGGACAUCCUGUCCUACGACCUGUCGCUGAUCGGCUGCUCCGACGGCAGCUCGGACGAGGACGUGUGCGCCGCCACAGAGAAGUACAUGAAGAGGCUGUUCGGCUCUAACAAGGACCGCAUGGGCGUCGACCAGAAGGCCGUCCUCCUCGUCAGCAAAGUCAACGAAAGCAAGCGCCACGUCCCGCCCUACACCACCUACAAGGAUGCGAGGAGGUGGAGGCCGAAGCCAUCGACGCAAAGUGACCUCAGUCCCGAGGACGACGGCAGCGGCGACGAGGGGAUGGCGGCCGGUCACGUGACACCUGGCAGAGACAGCGGCGCUCACGCCGGCCUCUCUGCUCUGGACGCGUGCGUCACCUCGGAGGACAAACGCUACUUCAUCAGUGAGACGGACGACAUCGCCAACCUGGAGGCCAGCGUCCUGGAGAGCCCCCGAGACACUCAGCUGUGGAUCAAGCUCGCCUUCAAAUACCUCAGUCAGAGCGAGACCUCUGCGGCAGAGUGUUUGGAAGCCGCCCUGAACACGCUGUCACGCGCUUUGGAGAGCAACUGCGAUAAUCCCGAGGUGUGGAGCCAUUACCUGUCCUUGUUCUCCAGGCGGGGCAGCCGGGAGGAGGUGCAGGAGAUGUGCGAGAUGGCGGUGGAGCACGCCCCUGACUACAGAGUGUGGUGGAACUACCUGAACCUGGAGAGCUCAUUUGAAGGGAAAGACUACGUGUGCGAGCGUCUGCUGCAGUUCCUCCUCGCCGAGGCGUCGUCUGGAGUCACAGAGAUGCUGUCCUUCGAGCUGAUGGAGGCGCUGCUCUACAGAGUCCAGCUGAGCCUGUUCACGGGCCGGCUGGAGAGCGCGCUCGCCGUCCUGCAGAACGCUCUGAAGUCACCUCAGGACCGGAGCAUCGCCGACCACCUGAUGGCCGCCGACCGGGCGCUGCUCUGGCUCUCCUACAUCCACCUGACGGAGUUCGACCGACUGCCGGCGUGCCUGUAUGACCCCGCGGAGUCCGGCCCGUCCCGUGUAGUCAGCAGGGAGCCGUUCCUGCUGCCAUGGAGGACGCCGCAGGACAUCAGCACGCCUGCCGACAUCCUCAUCGCUCUCUUCCAAGAUGGCGUCCGUCAGUGCAGCGACGACCACGCAUCUGACAGCGAGGGGACGCUGGCCUGCCUUCCUCUGCACACCAACCUCAUCUUCCUCUACAAGUUGCUACAAAGGUACAGCGAGGGCGUCGCGCUGUGCGAGUCGCUGCUCGAGUUCUGUCCCGAGUCGUGCGUUCUGCGAGACGCUGUGGCCGACCUCCACCUGCACGGCGGGAGCGGCGACCGGGCGGUCAGCAUGUGGCUCCACGCUCUGGCCGAAUGCCCCCACAACGCCGAGGUCUUCUACCACUGCUGCAAGUUCCUCAUGGCUCAGGAGGAGGCGGGCGCCAUCACGCCGCUGUUCAGAGGCUUCGUGCUGUCGCUUUGCGAGGACGAGCAGAGUCCGAGGACGCCCGUAGAUGUGCUGCGGCACAUCCUGGGCUUCUCCUCUUCCUCCGAGCUGCUGGGAGGUCCCGUCAUCAAGAAGGAGCUGCAGGAGCGGCUGAGCCAGCAGAUGAGCUUCCUCCACCUCAUUCACUGUCGGUGGCAGUGGCUGCACGGCUCGGUGGAGGACGCGGCAGAGGCGUUUGAGCGCGCACUGGGGGCGGUCACCCAGCUGGAGGAGCUUCACAGGCUGUGGAUGGAUUACCUGACGUUCAGCUGCAGCCCGCAGGCCCGCGCCGCCACCGCCGCCUCACAGUCCAGGACGUUCUCAGACCUGGUCCAGCGCUGCCUCAGCACCACCCCCUCAAGACUCGAGCUCCCCUUCAACGCCGCAGAGUUCUGGAGCUGCUACCGCUUCCACAACAAGGUGGUCGCGCUUUACCUGAGCUGCCUGCCGCCAUCCCAGCAUGCACUGGUUCUGGAGAGACUGUGCUACACUAUGCCCAAUAACACUGAGCUGGGCCUCAGGUUGCUGCACCAGGAGUGGCUGGAUGGGAACAUGGAGCACCUGAAGUUCCAGGCCCGGAUGCUGAGCGGUAACACCCCCAAGUGUCUGAGCAGCUGGAAAAUAGCAAUUGCUGUGGAGGAGGAGCUAAAGGAGCGAGCUGAGGUGCGUCACAUGUUCCAGCAGGCCCUGCAGAACCUCCCACUGAGCGCAGCCCUGUGGAAACAUCGUCUGCUGCUGGAGGCAGCGGACGGCGGGGCCUCGGAGCGCCUUCGGCGGCUGUGGGACUGCUGUCAGCGGGCGGGGGUGAGCGUGAGCGGGGGCGUCGGCCCAUCGCUCGGCGAGGACGGCUGAUCAGACUGAUCAAUAAUAGAUCAAUAAUGAGAGGCUGUAGGUGACUGAGUGAGAGCAGACGAGGUAAGCCAGACGUCCCCCUCCCCGGCCGCUGAAGCCACGCCCCCUCCGGGAGCGCGUCGGUGUGAGUGUAAGUAUCGAGAGCUGAGUGCCGCCCUCACUCUUCAUCACCUUUCUUUAGUUCCUCACUUUUCAGUUGGAGUCAUUUCCCUCCCUUUUAUAUCUCAUUUACCCGGCGGGGGGAGGGGGGUGCUGAGGGUGUGUUUGGCGCCUGUGUGUGUGUGUCAAGAGGACGCCGCCGUCGCCUGUCUGUGGACUCUUUAGUUAAACAAACUGAGUGUUACUGAGGCGACGCGGCGAGAAAGGGAGCGGAUGCAGAGACUGGACCGACCACCGCCGCUGUUGGCCACGCCCCUCUGAGACUCAUGUGCAAUGUGCUUUUGUUUUGUCAAUCAGCUGAUUAAAGAGUAUUAGCAGCAGAGGAGAUGCGCGUCCUGCCACUGAUGUUUUUUACAUUCACCUGUUAUUAAAUUAUUUUCUAAAAUAA